Messenger RNA from Poeciliopsis prolifica (blackstripe livebearer), 1952 nucleotides. RefSeq names its product leucine-rich repeat-containing protein 3B-like. The record is from RefSeq and is a predicted model, not a curated record. Gene Ontology annotation, cellular component: plasma membrane. The transcript is spliced from 6 exons. Bases 59 to 877 code for a protein of 272 amino acids. Gene Ontology annotation, molecular function: protein binding. Lineage: Eukaryota; Metazoa; Chordata; Actinopteri; Cyprinodontiformes; Poeciliidae.
UCUGUUGCUGCAGAGCUCAGCUCCAUCCUCCGAUGUAAGGCUAUGUAAUUGGUGAUCAAUGAUAAUCGUUUCUGUGGCUCUGGGAAGUCAAAGAAUCGCGUCAUUUUACGUCAUGUCCCGCUCUCUGACGCUCCUCAUCCUCCUCCUGGCGAUCCAUUCAUCAUCCCUCCAGGGGGUGGCGCUGUGGCGCCGAGGAAACCGAGUGACUUCCAUCAACGCCUGCCAUCAGAAGGAAGCGCCGGACGGAGGACUGAUGGUUCGCUGCAGCGGACUCCGACUGACCCAGGUUCCUGCCGGCCUGUCCAACCACACAACCCGCCUGUUUCUGAAUAGCAACCUGCUCAGCUCUCUGCCGGCGUUCUGCUUCUCGGACCUGUUCCUGCUGGAUGAACUGGACCUCUCCCACAACCAGCUCUCCUCUCUUGAACCCGGGUGUUUCUCCGGCCUGGCAUCGUCUCUCCGGUUCCUGGACCUCUCCUCCAACCUGCUCACCACGUUGGACCCGGCAGUUCUGGGUGGACUGCAGGUCCAAGCCAACCUGAGCCAGAACCCGUGGCACUGUGACUGCAGCAUGCAGGUGUCCAUAUCUCAGCUGGACAUGGACCAGUCCUCUCUGGAGAAAGUCAUCUGUCAGACUUCGGACCUUCCAAACCUCGGAGCUACUGGGCUUCCACUGGUCUUACUGGUGCAGGACUGGGAUCUGUGUGAGUCUGUGAGGAGAACCACCGACUUCCUGACGUUGAUCACUAUGCUCCUCUGGUUCAUCAUGCUCCUUUCCUACCUGAUCCACUACAUCCGUCAUAACAAGGUGGUGGCCCGACGACACAUGGACUACCUGAAGUUCCUGGAGAGCCGAGACCCAUUCAGACCCCGGUGACCCCGAUGACCCCGGAUGACCCCAAGAACGCUUAGCAAACCACCUCAAAGGCUGCUAAAGCUGCAGUUUGCAACUUUUAUAAAAAAUAUUUGUUAAAACUUCCACAAUUUCUUGACUGUCUGAAGAAAUGAACCGCUCCCGUCCAAAAACAACCAAUCAGAGCGAGGAGGAGGGUCUUAGCGCUGUCAAUCAUCCUCAUGUUCUUACAGAGAAGAAAAAGCUUACUGCUACAGGAAAACCAUUUAUUCGUUGUCAUCUGUGGCCAUGCUAACUAGCUUUAGCAUUCAUGCUAACAAGAGCAAAGGGGAAGAGUUGAGAGGUGAUUGACAUCACUAAGACCCGCCUCCUGGCUCUGAUUGGUUGUUUCUUGUUAACAUUGGGCGAAGCCAGAAGAGCUCUAAUUAUUUAACUGUCAUAUACAGCCACAACUUAAAGACAAUUUCAAAAAAUAUGUAAAGAAUGAUUUAUAAAAGUUAUACAUUACAGCUUAAAGCCUGAUUCAAAAUGAUUGUUUCUGAUCCAAAAGCUACGUUCACACAGCAGGCACGUGCAAGCUAUAUCCAAAUUUUUCACGACUGUCUGAACGGCUUAAUUCUGAUCUUUUCAUGGAAAAAACUAUCAGACAUCAGGUGAACAAAAAAAUAUAAGGAUUUUAGGAAAAAAUAAAAUAAAAUUGAAAAUUAGCAUUAAGACUCACUGUGGGAAUUUAGCUAAGUCCAAUCAAGCCAUGACUCCCGCAGAACCUUUCAGAAUCAUAAAACUAUGGGUCAAAGUCUUACCAGUAGUUAAUCCCUAGAAAUUCUGUUUAUUGGACGUUUUUAAAGAACUCCCACAGAACCAGAUGGAGUUUUCCAAGGAGGUUAAUGAUGAUGACAACAAACCUACAACUCUGAAAGUUUUUCCUUGCAUACAUCAUCCUUUCAGAGCUCAGACUGUGAACUGUAUAUGUGCUUUUUCCAUGGUGUUUCCUCCCAGCUCAGUGUUCACAGCCUCCUGACUCAGUCUGCAUCUGUUCCCCUAAUCGAUGUGCUAAAAAUCUCAAAUAAAUCCUGUGACGUCAGUUCAGGUUGGGUUC